AUGAGGCUUUCUACCGUUAUCGCUCCGCUUUUCUGCGGAUUGGCUGUGGCUGGCACAUGUCCAUAUGCUACUCAGGCAAAAGCCGCCGGAGCCUGUCCAUACGCCUCGAAAGCACAGUCCGAUGACUCUAAAUCCGAAUUCGUGCCCCGGGGCAUGCCAAUUGAAGACAAGAAGGGUGUUAUGUUAAUGAAUCGCAUUGCCCCGAGUGUUUCAAAGCUAUACGUCGCCAACUCCGACGGCUCUGAGCCACGCCUUCUUCUUGGGAACGAGACUACAUUUGACUACCACGGACAAUGGUCGCCUGAUGGCGAGUGGAUCGUCUUCACGAGUGAGCGUGCUGGUGACGGACAGUCAGACCUGUACCGCGUUCGUGCCGGUGGUACAGAUCUACAGCCUAUUUCAAACACACCACAUGUGGAAGACGCCGGUUCUAUUUCGCCCAACGGUAGCCUUGUUGCUUUUCAAGGUACUUUGAACAACCACAAGAGCAACAUUUGGAUUAAAAACCUAGAGACUGGGUCACUCUGGAAUGUGACCAAUACUACCGAUGUUGCUGGAGACUGGACCCUCCCUGAUGGACACUUCCGACCAGCCUGGUCUCCGGAUGGCAACUGGCUGCUCUUUACCUCCGAUCGCAACACACAUUGGCGAGGUCAUAACAACGUGAGUGGAUGGGAACAUACUCAGGAACUAUCCAUAUAUGCUAUUCGACCUGACGGUAGUGACUUCCGUCGCGUCGCAAACAAGACUGGCUACUGCUUGGGAUCACCGAAAUUCUCGCCGGACGGCAGCCGUGUCGUCUUUUAUGAGAUUUCUACCGAGCUUACCUAUUAUGCUCGAGUUUCCGAGCCCGCCUUCUACGAUGUAAACACAGCUAUUGUAUCUGUUGAUUUUAAGACGGGAAAAAACCGCAUCGAGCACUCUUCGGCUGGAUCUGGUGGAAUCAAGAUAUUCCCCCAGUACAUUGACAAUACUACUAUUGGAUACCUCACGAAGAGCAUUCUCACCAAUGAUACCUAUCCGGGAUCCAUAAACUUUACAUCAAGCAAGGCGAAUGGCAAGCUCGAUUCUAAGUACCUCAGUACCUCACUGGUUGGUCGCUACCGCUCUCCAUCUUGGUCGCCCGAUGGCAGUAAAAUGAUAUAUGAGCAUGUUGAAUGGGAUCCUGUCCGUUCUAUUGAUAAGAAGCUCUACAGCUGGAACGAGGAAUGGGAGUACCGCUUUACUGAUGUGUUCCCACGCAUGUCCAAGGGUGGCAAGGUGGCGUAUACUUCGCAACAGACAGAGAACUCCUCACUCGUGAUCAUGAAUCCGGAUGGUUCUGGUAAGCAGGAUAUCUUUGAUGGAUCGCGAUUCCCAGGUCUCACUACCCACACCAACACAAAUGGAACAUUCCAAGCUUCAUGGCGUGACGAUGGAGAGGUUUUGGCUGUUGGCCUCGGCGACUGGUUUGAAUACCGAUAUACCAGCCCGGGUUGGGUCUUCUUAGUCUCUUCAAGUGGCAAUUGGACAAGAAAAAUCACCAACGGCACUACAAAUGCAGGCUUCCCUACAAUCUCCCCUGACGGUCGUUGGCUGGUCUGGCGUGAAUUUGACUAUAACAGUGAGCAAGUGUUUCCUUUGGGUUUGCGACGUAUGGACCUGAAGACCGGAGAUGUUAAGGUCCUGACACAGCAGUGGGAUAACACCCCUAUGUUCUCCCUUGAUGGUACGAACCGUAUCGUCUUUACUCGACGAACUAGCUGGCCUGCUACUGGUCCCCUUGAUGACAACUAUGAUGUUAUGACGAUGGAUGUUAAUGGUAACAAUCUUAAACGACUUACGGAACUGGCUUGCAAUGAUGCCCAUGCAACUUGGACACAGGAUGGCAAAAUCAAUUGGGCAACCGGCAUGUAUGGAUUCCAAGAUGAGGCCAUGAUUUAUGACAAUAACCAGCAACCGUAUCCUUUUAUCAUGCAGAUGGAAGCUGACGGCUCCAACAUGACUGUUUUGACAGAAAGCAGAUGGGAGGAUACUAUGCCGCUGUAUGUUCCAAACGACCUCUGGGCUGGCUCUUCUUGA
This is a messenger RNA of Penicillium angulare, 2061 nucleotides long. RefSeq names its product TolB family protein. The transcript has a single exon. The coding region runs from base 1 to 2061 and encodes 686 amino acids. NCBI's taxonomy places the organism in Eukaryota, Fungi, Ascomycota, Eurotiomycetes, Eurotiales, Aspergillaceae. The record is from RefSeq and is a predicted model, not a curated record.